Podospora bellae-mahoneyi is the source of this 1392-nucleotide messenger RNA. RefSeq lists its product as uncharacterized. Lineage: Eukaryota; Fungi; Ascomycota; Sordariomycetes; Sordariales; Podosporaceae. The record is from RefSeq and is a predicted model, not a curated record. The transcript is spliced from 2 exons. Bases 35 to 1270 code for a protein of 411 amino acids.
UGACAGCCAAGCGCCGCAACGCUCACCACCCACCAUGGACUUUCCAGCUCCACCAUCCCUCCUCCAGCAGUCGCAAUACUCGCAGCAUCACCACCAGCAACAACAACAACAGCAGCAGCAACAGCAACAGCAGCAGCAACAGCAGCAGCAACAGCAACAGCAACAGCAACAGCAACAGCAUCAGCAGCUACAACUACAGCUACAGCUUCAAUACCAGCAACAGAUCCAAUUCUACGAGCAGCCACAGCAUCAACAGCAGCUCCUGGCCAUGAACGGCAUGAACGGCGCCAACAUGCAGGGAGCCAUGGUUGGCGUCCCCAUACCAGCCGGCCAGGCAUCCGAGUUGACCUUUAUCUACAACAUGGUCGACACUCUCAGCGGACAGCUCGCCCAAAACCAGCGCACUCUCGAGGAAGUCAUCUCUUGCGUCGGCCGUAUUCGCGCCCGGGCGAGAUCACAGUCGCUAGGAAACGAAGAGCUGAUCAACCUGUCAGCGGAUGAAAUCAAGGCCCAAGAAGCAGACCUCGACACCUACAUAUCAGUCCUCUCAGAAGCCUUCGAGAAAGCCAGAUACUCGCGCGACCAAAACGCUUUCCUCCUCCACCAAUUCGCCGAGAAAAUGUCCUCCAUGCUCCGAAUCUUCCACGAAUACAAAGCCAAGCACGUCAGCGACGUCUCGGCCUGGCACAAGUCCUACCGCAAACAACUAGCCGAUGCCCGCGCGGAGAACUCCAGGCUCCGCGAACAAAUUUGGGAGAUGCAGGCCCACGCCGGCGCCGCGAACGAGAAGCUGAGGAAUUUCCGGAAGAAAUACGACGAGGACGAAAAGAGGUGGGAGAAGAGGGUCGAGAUGAAGGCAAUGAGGCAGGAGUUGAGGUUCUGGAAACGGAUGGCGAUGCCACACUUGGCAGAUGACGAUCCGUACUGGAGUGACGACGAUGACCUAGUGGAUGUGGCUGAGAAGCAGAGGCUGCUGGAGAUGCAAAAGAUAGCGGCUGAGAACCUGGCGGCAGAAGCGGCGCAGUUGGCGGCUGCACAUGCCGAGCUGGGAGACAUCACCGGCAACGACGAGGACGGCGGGGAUCAAGAAGGGGAUGGGGUUCCACCUCCUGCGCCGGCGCCGCCGUCUACAAUGACGCCACAUAACUUGGUGCGGUCGCUUGUGGGCGGGGUGCCGAUGCAGAGGAGUGAUGAUGGGGAUAAUGCUGGGCCUGUUCCGCUGCCGAGGCCGUUGAGCGCGGCGAGUAGUACCGGGUCUUCGGGGCAGUGAGUGUUUGCAGUUGAUGUUGGAGGGGAGUAAGGGGCGGAUAGCAUGUAUAAUUCCGUAAGAUUGAUCAGCGUGCCUUUUGAUACCACCAAAACAGAGUUUAUCGCACCAUAUAUAAUAGCAAG